Molecule: messenger RNA, 584 nt
Organism: Trematosphaeria pertusa
Lineage: Eukaryota; Fungi; Ascomycota; Dothideomycetes; Pleosporales; Trematosphaeriaceae
Exons: 2
Coding region: 37-420 (127 amino acids)
Source: RefSeq, a predicted model, not a curated record
CCUCCGAAGAUUUCACCCCCGAAUCCACCCAUCGACAUGAAGCUCUCCGCCGCCAUCGCCAUCCUCGCCUCCGGAAUCGCCCUCGCCGCCCCAGCUAUCAACGUCGAAAAGCGCGCCGACACCGGCGUCUACCUCUGCAACGACCGCAACUUCGAGGGCUACUGCGUGCACAUCAACUCGCCCAGCGGUACCUGCGUUCCCCUCGCUUCUGACCUCAACGACAAGGUCAGCGCGGCUGGGCCUGACCAGGGCAGCUUCUGCUACUUCUUCGUCAACCCGAAUUGCGAUACCAAUGGUGACUUCUUCCACGUUGGCUACCCUGGAUACCCUGACCUCUCGGUUACACCAGUCAACGGGCCUGCCGGAAGCACAAGGAACUUUGAGGAUAAGUUGAGCAGCUAUCGGUGUACGACGGAGUAAGCGUGAGGGGUUUUGCGGGAAGGAAACGUGGAACCUAGACGCAGCUAGCGGAAACAAUAGAAGCUGUAAUGGGAUCGGAAUUGCACUGCCUACAAUCUUGACUUCUCCACAUGCUCGUCAGCGUCCCACCUAACCUUCCUUUAACUUUAUACUCAUCAUGGGAA